Molecule: messenger RNA, 1718 nt
Organism: Erigeron canadensis
Lineage: Eukaryota; Viridiplantae; Streptophyta; Magnoliopsida; Asterales; Asteraceae
Product: probable magnesium transporter NIPA6
Exons: 9
Coding region: 540-1370 (276 amino acids)
Biological process (GO): magnesium ion transport
Cellular component (GO): membrane
Molecular function (GO): magnesium ion transmembrane transporter activity
Source: RefSeq, a predicted model, not a curated record
CCUGGAUCUCAUCUAUCACUCCAUUUCAAUUUCUUUAGCUGGCAAAUACUUACAAUAUACACAGAUAGAUGAUGGGUCGUUUAUACAACGUUUAAUGGGUCGACCCGAAUAACCCCUUUAACCCGAACAUCCUCACUUAAUCAAAUCGGACCCACAUUCUUGUAGUCUUGUUGGUCUUUCUUCAUACUCUGACAAAUUUCUCCAGAUCCCCAUUAUUAAUAUUAUUAAAAUUAUUAAAUUUUCUCUCUUCAAAUCAAAUUUUAUUUGUGGGUUUGUUUAGAUUGGCGGGAAAAGUUUUGUUCUUUAUAUGUAUGUAUAUAUGUGUGUAUAGAUAGAUAUUAUUAAAAAGAAAGAAAGAAAAAAAAAUUGGUGUGGCAGAUAAUACAACAGGGCUGAUAUUGGCAGUGUUAUCAAGUGGAUUUAUUGGCACAAGUUUUAUUUUGAAGAAGAAAGGUCUUAAACGUGCUGCUGCCAACACUGGUUUUAGUGCCGGACAUGGUGGUUAUACUUAUCUACAAGAACCACUUUGGUGGGCAGGCAUGACUACAAUGAUUGUCGGAGAGGCUGCCAAUUUUGUUGCUUAUGCUUAUGCUCCUGCUGUCCUUGUAACCCCUCUUGGUGCAUUGAGUAUAAUCGUUAGUGCUGUUUUGGCGCACUUCAUGCUGAAAGAACGCUUGAAGCGGAUGGGUGUUGUGGGAUGUGUCUCAUGUAUAGUUGGUUCAAUAAUAGUGGUUAUUCAUGCACCUGCGGAAUCCACUCCAAAUUCGGUAGAAGAAAUAUGGAAUUUGGCAAUUGAACCAGCAUUCCUAUUAUAUGUAGCAGCUACACUAUCACUAGUAGCGGCUCUCGUGAUGCAUUUUGAACCUCGCUAUGGGCAGUCAAAUAUUUUGGUAUACUUGGGGAUAUGUUCUCUAAUGGGUUCCCUAACGGUUGUUAGCAUAAAAGCCAUUGGUAUUGCGAUAAAGCUUACUCUAGAGGGAGUUAGCCAGGUUGCAUAUCCUCAAACUUGGGUUUUUGUUACUGUUGCCGUGCUAUGUGUGAUUACACAGUUGAAUUAUCUUAACAAGGCGUUGGAUACGUUCAACACAGCACUUGUUUCCCCUAUAUAUUAUGUGAUGUUCACUUCUUUAACAAUCAUUGCAAGUGUAAUUAUGUUCAAGGAUUGGAAAGAUCAGAGUGCUAGCGACAUAGCAUCUGAAAUAUGUGGAUUCAUCACUGUUCUUUCGGGAACAAUUGUUCUUCAUUCAACAAGAGAACAAGAACCAUCUGUACCACCAGGAACCGUAACAUGGUAUGGGCAAGAUCCCAUAAAAACCAUCGAGGAUAAUGAACAUUUAAUCUCCAUUCACAACUCGGAUUUUUUUGAUUAGAAUUCUUGUUUCAUUUUUGGAUCAUCAUUUCUUGGAGAUAUAUUUAGAGUACAAAUGGGUUGGAUGAACUUAAAAGUAGCAAAGGGCUUAAAACCGCCUAACAUUGCAUCAACAUGGUUACAUGGGUACAACUUCUCCAACCAAUCAUCAUUCGAUAGGUGCAUAUUUUCGGAUAUCAUUCGUGUUUUGUACAUAUUUUUUCCUUUUUCCAUUUCGUCUGUAUGAUUCUAGUAUGAGGUGUUGGUUUAUUAGUUUGUAAAGAUCAAUUAUUCAUCUUUAUACGUAUAUUAGAUUAUUAGUUCAUUCAUAGUUGUAUUAAUCAAGAGGGCGACCUACCAUUGUAUUUCA